Messenger RNA from Exserohilum turcica Et28A, 1560 nucleotides. RefSeq lists its product as uncharacterized. The record is from RefSeq and is a predicted model, not a curated record. NCBI's taxonomy places the organism in Eukaryota, Fungi, Ascomycota, Dothideomycetes, Pleosporales, Pleosporaceae. Bases 1 to 1560 code for a protein of 519 amino acids. The transcript is spliced from 3 exons.
AUGCCUGGUGGACUACACCCUCCCCCGGAGGUCAUUGCAAGCUGGCCAACACCCAACUAUGUGAACCCAGCACUCCGACCAGACUCAAUCGUCUUCAUGGCCUACGUACUGGGACCCAUUACUCUACUUACAUCAAUCGGAAGGCUCUGGGUGAGGAUAUUCCACCAGAAGAGCGCGGGUGUGGACGAUUGGUUAAUGCUAGCGGCCAUUCCACUCGUCAUGAUAUUGACCGUCAUAUACCCUCUCUCGAACAAGCAAGCUUUUGACCGUCAUGUGUGGGACUUGGACUUGUUCGGCGAUACACAAAAGGUGGUUGUGGCGAGAAAGUACAUUUUGGCAACCGAAUGCCUCUUCUGUGGGGCAAGUGGGUUGAUCAAAGUUUCCAUCCUCCUCUUCUAUCGCCGGUUAUCGUCUCGUGUGGUGUCUACGGCCUUCUACUGGACGACCUGGAUGAGUAUCGGAUACAUUGUCGCUUACAGCGUUGCCCUGAUUAUCGCCCCCAUUGUCGGAUGCCAGCCCGUCUCCGCGUUCUGGGAUCAGUUCGAUAUUCUGAAGGUUGCGCAAGGGUACAAGUUUCACUGUUUCGACGAAGGCGCCGACGUUUUCGCCGCUAGCAUCAUCUCCGUGACACAAGACCUCCUCACUGCCAUGCUGCCCACGUUCCUGUACUGGAACCUCAGGAUCCCUAUCCGGCAAAAGCUGGCACUGUUUGGCAUCUUUGCCAUUGGUUACGGUGUCGUUGCGUUGGGUGCCAUGCGCGCUUACUACAGCUGGUACGCUUUCUACGAGACGUACGACGUUACUUGGGCAACAUGGAACAUUCUCUGGACGUCGCUUGCUGAGCUUCACAUUGGUUGCUUGUGCGCCAAUGCGCCAGCCCUCAAGGUCUUCUUCAAGUGGUUCUUCCAAGAAACGAUUGUUUUGCGGUCACGAUCCAAGACACCAGUCAACUCUGCCGGCCGUCCAAGCGAAUCAAAGGCCUCUACAAAAGACAGCAAGUCGACCAGUCUGUGGAGCAAGCUGACUCUAGGACUCGGAAGCGAAAGCGGAAGCGAGUUCUACAGCAUAAGAGAAUAUCAUGACACGCACAAUGGCGUGGCUGUCGACCCCCACGGAGGCGUCUACGUUCAAAAGGAGGUUCAAGUCAAGAACUCUCCAUCAAGCUCUGUGCAGGAUGUUCCCCUCGAAAGACCCGCUUCAGCCCUGACCACUGACAACAUGGUCGACCACUACUACGACGACAUUGAAAUGGGCCGCUUCACCACGCGCAACUCACUGGCUGGUAGCACCCGGUCACCAGAGGAGUCCGACGGCAGUGAGGUAGAAGCCGUUUCACAACGACCCAAGUCACCUAUCCUAUCGUCAGACCCUACUCCUAGGGACUUGGAAGAAGGCCUUGGCGCUCCAGCUAUGCAGCAAGUCACAGCCGUGCAGCAAGUGCCAAAGGCUUUCUUGUCCGUCGCCCCGCCAGUCGACCACGCUGCGCCCGAGAGAUCACCAACGCCUCUUCCAGCACGCACGCCGAGCCAGCAUCGACCCAGUUGGCAGACAUGGUCAUGA